AUGGAUGCAUUUAGAGCAUUGGUGUAUAAAUGCCAUUUAAAGGACCUAGGUUAUGAAGGCGUCCCUUAUACUUGGUUUAAUAAAAGAGGACCCCAAGAUAGUAUAAGUGAGAGAUUAGACCGAUGCCUAGCCAAUCGGAAAUGGUGUAAUCUCUUCCCAUAUGCUAGUGUCAUCCAUGGGACAGUAGCUCAUUCUAGCCACAUCCUCAUUAUCUUGCACCUGAAUGGUGGAAGCCACAGAAGGAGGGGAAAAAAGCCCUUCAGGUUUGAGGCAAUGUGGGUAGAGACUGAGGACUAUGAGAAAAUUAUAGCAAAAUCUUGGAAGGAAGAUACAAUGAAUGCUGACCUUGAGACAUUAAUGGACAAAAUAGAUUCUUGUAGUAAAAGUUUGAUAGCAUGA
Juglans regia (Persian walnut) is the source of this 399-nucleotide messenger RNA. RefSeq lists its product as uncharacterized. Bases 1 to 399 code for a protein of 132 amino acids. The transcript has a single exon. The record is from RefSeq and is a predicted model, not a curated record. Lineage: Eukaryota; Viridiplantae; Streptophyta; Magnoliopsida; Fagales; Juglandaceae.